Molecule: messenger RNA, 927 nt
Organism: Aegilops tauschii subsp. strangulata
Lineage: Eukaryota; Viridiplantae; Streptophyta; Magnoliopsida; Poales; Poaceae
Product: protein FAR1-RELATED SEQUENCE 5-like
Source: RefSeq, a predicted model, not a curated record
AUGAGGCUAAAGAAGGAAAAGGAUGGAACAUUUGUCGUAAAAGAGAUAGUCUGGGAACACAAACACAGGCUACAGCUCACUCCGCAAAUGCUUGUCUUCUUGCACUCCCACAAAAACUUUGACAAAACAAUCUUGGAGUACGUCAAGUACCUGCAGUUCAAAGGCAUUGAACAUGCACAAAUCAUGAGCAUACUGGGCGGUGAUGACCCUGGUAGCUACUUCCUCGAAAUGAAUGCCAAAGACCUGAUUAACCUGAAAGCAAAGAAUUCAAGGAUGGAUGAUGUGGACGAUGUCCUAAAGACUGUCAACUUCUUUAGGGAGAUGAAAGCUAUAAACAGGGAAUUCUUCUGUGACAUGCAACUCGAUGAGUCCGACAGAGUUAAGAACAUAUUCUGGGCGAAUACAAGCUGCCGAGGGGCCUAUCAGGACUUCAGUGACUGUGUAACAUUUGACACCACAUAUAAGACCAACAAGUACCAUAUGCCACUUGGGGUGUUUGUCGGUACUAACAACCACUUACAGACUACAUUCUUUGGUUUCGCCCUGAUAAGAGAUGAGGAUGCAGAUUCAUUCAGAUGGUUGUUCAAGACAUUUUUAAGGUGCAUGAGAGGGAAGGCUCCUACAUGCAUCCUCACAGACCAGUGCCCGGCAAUGGCUUUGGCGAUCCCAGAUGCUUUCGGGAACACAGUACACAAGCUGUGCCGCUGGCACAUUAUGAAGAAGUACAGGGAACACCUCGCAUACCUGUACUACCUGCACGAAGACUUUAAGGAUGAAUUCACAUCAAUCCUCAACUGGCCCCUCAUGCCAACUGAGUUUGAGGAUGCCUGGAAAGGACUCAUGGAUAGGUACAACCUCCAUGAUGAUGCAACGAUGGUGGCCAUGUGGAACGAGCGUGAGAAAUGGAUAUCAGCCUACUUCAAAUAA